AUGUCGUCUCCUAGUUUUGAAGAAUCUUUAGACGCUACAGAACCGAUAUCAUGGAUCUCACAGGUUCUUCGCUUAUCCGAAUCCGAAGACGUUCGACGUAGUUCACUUACCCGAGAUGUAGUCGAGAAGAAGAAGAAGAAGAAGAGACUGACCGGUUCAGAGAAAGUAUUGAGCAAUGUUGGCCUAGAAAUUCGUCCACUCCGAAUGUCCAUGACGUCUUUGAACGUCGGGGAGGACGAUAUCGAACGUGACCCCUCCACUUCAUCCACAGUCGACGACAAGAGUAUCAAUGUAGAUAAUAAACUGGAGACAUUGGACGACGACCAUCUGCUGCGAAGCAUUGCGGACGAUAUGAUCGGCCACAAUGUGCCAUUUCGAUCACCUUUUGGUGUCAAGGCGCAAUGUUAUGCGGACUAUACGGCAAGUGGCAAGCCACUGGAGAGUAUUGAGCAGUUUAUGCGGACUAAAGUCAUGCCCACCUAUGGCAAUACGCACACGACAACGUCCGUCACGGGACUGCAGACCACGGCAUUUCGGGAUGAAGCUCGCCAAAUUAUUGCACGGGGAGUGAACGCCUGCGAGUCGAAGGAUGUGGUGUUGUUCGCUGGCCAAGGAUGCACCAGCGCCAUUCAGAAAUUUAUAACAGCGCUUGGAAUUGGUACGUCGAAACGCUUGCGACUCUCAAGCAAGCGCCCAGUGGUUUUCACAGGCCCAUACGCUCACCAUUCGAACUUACUGCCAUGGCGCGAAAGCAUUGCAGCCGAUAUUGUCGAAAUCCCGGAAGCAAACGGCGGUGGACUCGACUUGAAGGAGCUGGAGCGUCAAUUGAAGCACUACAGCGGGCGCAAACUCAAGAUCGGCACUUUCACGGCUGCUUCGAACCUCACAGGAAUACUGGUGGAUGUUGAUGAGAUCUCCAGACUGCUGCACAGUCACGGCGCGUUGGCCUGCUGGGACUAUGCUACUUGUGCGCCAUAUAUGCCGAUUGAUAUGAACCCGAGCGACCCGAUGACUUACAAAGAUGCUAUCUUUUUUUCGGGGCACAAGUUUAUCGGCGGUCCAGGGUCUCCUGGCGUGCUGGUUGUGAAGAAAAUGCACAUGAAGAAUGAAGUGCCGACGAUGCCGGGUGGAGGCACCGUGGUUUUUGUCACUGAGAAAGGUCAAAGCUACUUGACAGAUACCGUGGAGCGCGAGGAAGGCGGAACGCCAGACAUUUUGGGAAGCAUUCGACUUGGUCUUGCAUUUGCGCUCAAACAGCGCGUUGGAGCCAAGAAGAUCAUGGAUCGGGAACGUUGUCACGUGCAACGCGUCCGAGAGUCUCUUAGUGGAAACAAGCACAUCGUGCUUCUCGGUCGCCAGAGCGACAACAUUGACCAGUUGCCUAUUUUUUCAUUGAUGAUCCGCUACGGCGAUCGUUUCCUGCACCACAACUUCGUCUGUGCGCUAUUGAAUGACCUUUUUGGUAUUCAGGCUCGAGGUGGCUGUCAAUGUGCCGGUCCGUUCGGAGCUCGUCUGCUCGGGGUCAGCAAAGACAACACCAUUGCUUUGGGAAAUGCCUCUGCGAAAAAGGACGAAGUGGUUAAGCCAGGUGUGGUGCGGAUGAGUUUUCCAUAUUUCACUGAUGACGCCGAGGUCAAAUACAUUCUGGAUGCAGUUCACUUCCUGGCCGACCACGGCUGGAAGAUUCUGCCGCAGUAUGAAUUUGACACUCACUCGGCAGCAUGGCAUCACAAAUCGCAAGCUCAAGACAACCUACCGACGAAGAAUUGUCUACGUGAGCUGCAUUUUUUUGACAACAAUACCAGCAGUUCGUCAUCUGUUCUUGACGAACCCAUUCGCAGCAUCUCAACCCAUCGACGUGAAAACUUGGAGCAGGCUGCAUUUCAGGCGGACGCUUGUAUAAAGGAAGCAGCGUUACUCGCUUUUUUCCCUGAGGGCCAAAAGGUGCUUGAGGGUCAUGAGGAUUUGCGCUGGUUUGUCUACCCGUAUGAAGUUGUUGCAGAUCAAAAGAAGUACGGUGACAAGGCUCCGCUCACGGACAAGAUCAUCGGUCCAUGCCAGCCCCAUUUGUACCUGGAAGAUGCGAUGAAUCAUAUAUGGGACGGCAUACCAUCGAUGUCAAAGCUGAAACGGAGUCGCAUGGGAAGAUUAAUGCUUCGCCAUUACAUGUCGACUCCUUGA
Messenger RNA from Peronospora farinosa, 2181 nucleotides. NCBI's taxonomy places the organism in Eukaryota, Oomycota, Peronosporomycetes, Peronosporales, Peronosporaceae. The record is from the annotation of a GenBank genome assembly.